GUGAUUCUAAUAUCUAAUUUUGUUCUCAGCUGGACCUUCAAUUGCAAGAUGACGAUGGGGGCGAUUUGAGUAGUUUUAUUACGAAUGGCGAAUGGGAUUUGUUAGGGGUACCAGGAAAAAGAAACGAAAUCUACUACAAAUGUUGCCCCGAGCCAUAUAUCGACAUAACAUUCUUCAUUCUGAUCCGAAGGCGCACACUCUACUACUUCUUCAACCUUAUAGUACCUUGCGUUUUAAUAGCAUCCAUGGCAGUUCUUGGUUUUACUUUGCCUCCGGAUUCGGGAGAAAAGCUCUCACUCGGAGUGACUAUUCUUCUCUCUCUUACAGUAUUUUUGAACAUGGUGGCUGAAACUAUGCCUGCUACGUCGGAUGCCGUACCAUUGCUUGGGACAUAUUUUAAUUGCAUUAUGUUUAUGGUAGCAUCCUCUGUCGUUUCUACCAUCCUUAUUCUCAACUACCAUCACCGAAACGCUGAUACUCAUGAGAUGUCACAGUGGAUUCGAGUGGUAUUUUUAUGUUGGCUUCCGUGGGUAUUACGUAUGCAGAGGCCAGCUGACAAGAACAGCUACGUUUCAUCGCCGAACCGUUCAGCUCCGCCUGAGCGGAAACCCAUUCAUUUUCCGGAAGUCGAAUUAAAGGAACGCUCAUCGAAAAGUCUAUUAGCCAAUGUUUUAGAUAUAGAUGAUGAUUUUAGGCAUAAUUACAGAGGAGGGGGCACUCCCACACCACUUCAACCUACGACAUUUUUCAGAACUGUUUACAGACAAAACGAGGAAGGUGGAAAUGGAACAAACGGGGCAAGUGUUGGUGGCGGGCCGCGUCUUCAUGAAACCAUCGUAGCGAAUCACUCCUGUAUCAGUGCCGACUACGAGCUAGCCAUGAUCCUGAAGGAGAUCCGCUUCAUAACCGAUCAGUUGCGAAAAGAAGACGAAGCAGCAAACAUCACAAAAGACUGGAAAUUCGCGGCAAUGGUGGUUGACAGAUUGUGCCUUAUUAUAUUCACUCUGUUCACUAUCAUCGCCACGUUAGCGGUGCUCUUCUCGGCACCCCAUAUCAUUGUAUCGUAGCCAACCCCCGUCCCGUUGCAAAUCCCAACCUUACUAUUACUACUAUAUUAUUAUUAUUAGAUGAAUAGGUAUGCCCCGAUUUUCUGGUGACUCAUACCGGUCAAUAAUUCUAGGGUUGGUCGCCUAAAAUACUUUAUUAUACUGUUAAAGCUCAACAAAUGCUCUAAAAGCUCUAAUUAUUAUAAUUAAAUGUUAAUAAAAUACUACAACCUUUUUUAUAUAGUCCCAUACAACUCAUUUAUAUUUGAAAACGAGGCAGACGAAAAGCGUCAACUGCAAAGUUUACUGUAAUACAAUAAUUGAAAUUAAAUAAUAAACAAUAUUUUAAAUCUAAGACUUUUCGUCAAAGGAAACUGCUUUCUGGUUGCAAUUUAUAAGCACGGAAACGACGAAUAUAAAAGAAAGCAGAAAGGACAACGGUCACGUAUCUACUCUCUUUUCGUCUAGAAAAAGAGCCGAAAGACAGUUGCAAGUACUCAAAAAUCUUAGUAAAGAUGAACAAGGAGGAAAGGCAAUUUUUGUUUUUGUUUGAUUCAGAGUUAGACCACCAUCUUCAUAAAUUAAUUAAAAUAUUAAAGGAUAAAGGAAUUGAUAGUCAAGAUUUACGAAUCAUAGAAAAAUUAUACUGGCGUCAAACAGCGACAGCUUGCAUAAAUAGAAAAUCAACAGAAAUAUGUAAGAUACAAAGAGGUGUCAGACAGGGUUGUAUACUGUCUCCACUGUUAUUAAAUUUAUAUUCAUUUUAGAAUAUUUAAGGAAGCGCUGCAUAAUUUGGAAUGGGGUGUGAAAGUUAAUGGAAUUCUGAUAAAUACAAUCAGAUAUGCAGACGAUACAAUUAUUUUAAGUAAUGAUAUGAAUGGAUUACAAUACCUUUUAAAUGCCAUUGAUACAACGGGAAGAGAGUUUCGCCUAAACAUAAACUGUUCAAAAACAAAAUAUAUGGUAUUUAGGCGUUUGGCCCAUCAAGAU
Diabrotica virgifera virgifera (western corn rootworm) is the source of this 2036-nucleotide messenger RNA. RefSeq names its product acetylcholine receptor subunit alpha-type acr-16-like. The transcript has 4 exons. Gene Ontology annotation, cellular component: neuron projection; synapse; membrane. Bases 246 to 1067 code for a protein of 273 amino acids. The record is from RefSeq and is a predicted model, not a curated record. Gene Ontology annotation, biological process: nervous system process; regulation of membrane potential; monoatomic ion transmembrane transport. Gene Ontology annotation, molecular function: neurotransmitter receptor activity; transmembrane signaling receptor activity; monoatomic ion channel activity. Lineage: Eukaryota; Metazoa; Arthropoda; Insecta; Coleoptera; Chrysomelidae.